This is a messenger RNA of Kazachstania africana CBS 2517, 549 nucleotides long. RefSeq names its product Oca2p (gene OCA2). The record is from RefSeq and is a predicted model, not a curated record. NCBI's taxonomy places the organism in Eukaryota, Fungi, Ascomycota, Saccharomycetes, Saccharomycetales, Saccharomycetaceae. Gene Ontology annotation, cellular component: cytoplasm. The transcript has a single exon. Bases 1 to 549 code for a protein of 182 amino acids. Gene Ontology annotation, molecular function: phosphatase activity; inositol diphosphate tetrakisphosphate diphosphatase activity.
AUGUCGUCAGAUAAGAAGAAACCUUCACAUUUUAUCCCACCGUUAAAUUUUUCCCCUGUCAUAUCUACGGAUGUGUCAUUAUAUAGGUCAGGAUAUCCAAUGCCCAUAAAUUACCCAUUCAUUAGGGACCAACUGAACUUGAAGACCGUAAUUUAUAUAGGUGAUAAAAAGGACACACCAGCGGAGUAUUUGGACUUUCUUAAAGAUGAAAAAAUCAAAUUUUAUCAUAUACCUAUGGAAUCAUGUCGAGACAUUGGUAUCAAAGAAAGUAUGAAUGAUAUGUUGAAGUUGGUGCUGAAUUUUGAGAAUUAUCCGAUUUUAAUGCAUUCUAACAAGGGAAAGCACCGCGUUGGCGUUGCUGUGGGGAUUAUUAGGAAGUUUUUACAGGGCUGGUCUACUGCUGGGGUUUAUCAAGAGUAUGGUAUAUUUUCCGGAGGGUUGAAAGAUGAAGCAGAUCUAGAAUUUAUUACGAUGUUUGAGAGUCAGCUUGAAGUAAAUAAGAGUAAAGUUCCAGGGUUUGCUCAGAUAAAUUUUGAAAAAAAAGUGUAG